AGAUCCAGAACUAUCUUCACCAGCACAGUGUACGGACGUUUCAAGCUUUUCCGCUUUGAGAUCUACGACAUUUUAGGAUAGUUAAAAGUUCCUUUGCACUCAAGAAACAAGAAGGACAUGACUAAGAUUGGCUGCUUCCUUGCAGCACUAGCUAGUGCUACUAUUGGCCUCGCUGCGGCGUGGUAUAUCCAACGCAGCGUCUCUGGCAAGCAGGAGGAAACCAGUGCACCUGUUUUCACAAGCACCGAUGUGGACACUGGAUUGUCUGGCCAGCUGGCAAACAUGAUUGUUGGCGGGAAAUUCCCGUCGGAUCAGCCUGAUCUCACGGCUCCUAGGAAGACCGUGCAAGAAAGGGCCAUAGAACUCGCCAAGGAAAGAGUACAGAAUAACCUUGCUGAGGCCAGAGCAGAAGCCCGUCAACUCCUGGGGACCGUAAAGGCACCUUCUCCAUACGUUUUCUUCCUGGGUCUAAACGACUGCAUGGAACAGGAUGAGAUCUUGGACCUUGUGCCAGAGGACAUGCAGGAGGAAAUCCUGCAACAGAACAAGGAGUUCUUCCAAAAGAUGGCCGCGUGCGCCGGCAUGAAUAACUGGUAGAACACCAAGAACGAUUGCACUUAUUACCACAACGGCCCUUCAACUACAAAUGAAGUCAGAAAGCUGCUUAAUACUUUUAGUUCUGAGAAUGAAUUAGGCAAUAAAAAUCCAUUAUAGAUACACAUGAUGCUUCUUGGAAUACCUACCUACAGUCGGUAUUGGUUAGACGGUUCGUUUAAUGUCUCAUGGUACAAAUCAGGAAAUACUAGAUUUUCAACAAGUUAGGAAAUUCUUGGUGACGCAUUCAUCUGGUUUGAUCCUGGCUCGUUCACGGUGAAGGUCGGAAAAAUGUGUUUUUUCAUCGUGUUUUUGCACUUUUCGAAGCGUAUCUUACACAUUCAUGUAUUUCAGUUGGAGUCAUUUUAUUUAGAAACCUCCUUCUUUUCUUCCUUGUACAUAAUGUUUACUGGAAGCGGUAUGCCUUUAUUUCUCUGACUUUUUUUCCAAAUAGAUUGGUUUCCUUCUUGGAGUAUGAAUGCUUAGUUUUUCUGUUGUUCUCUGGCAAAAUGGAAAUUGGUUCUUUUUAGGUUCUUGUUCUGUUGCCCAUUUGGUUUCUUGGCUUGGCUUGACAUUGUUCGUUUGAUGAAACGUUUAUUUGCAUGACUUUAUGAAACUUUUUAUUUUGCGCUCCUCUUAAAUAGUUGCUUAGAUAUAGCUUGCUUAUGGUUGAAUUGUUUCUUAGUUCGACUAUUAUGUUGGUAGUUUUGUCGAGUUUUUAUCUUAGUUUUGUUCGCCUGUUUAUACGGCUUGCUGGUUAGUUGACUGUUGGUUAGUUUGGUAGCCUAAAUAGUCUGUUGUUGGUGGGUUUUAGUCUUUUAUUUCAUGAGACCAGUAUAAUUUGUUGGUUAUUUUAUUGGUUGGCCAUUGGGUUAGUCGGUUGGAUGGCUAGUUUUUUUUAUACUCCAUUGUGGGUUUUAAGGUUAGGUUUUUUUAAGCUUCAACAUACUUUGCAGGCCUGAUCUAUAAAAGUCCCUUUCAGUACAUAGACCAUUAACCGGAACAGUCCCCAGUCUCCGAAUUCCAAUAUGAUUUGCCAUCUACUGUAGUGUUAGGGUUAAUUUCACUUAUCAUUUUUUUAACCCUCGAAAGCAUGUUCAUUCGCCAGGGCCGACCAGUAUGUAAAGCGAUGUAACUGACACAUUGUUGGAAGUUCUACGCUUUCAUCAGAGUUCGGCCUGUCACCGAAUGAUCCCAAUCAUUGCCAAAAUAAUAUGCCGUAGUGUUCCCCCCUUAUUUCUUUCUGUAUAGUGUAUAUUUUCCAGCCGCCUUGCUAGCCACCAACUAACCGAAUUGUCAGCUUGCCAGUACUGUGGUUUUAAUUGGUCUGUUUGUAGAUCAGUCUGCAUGUCUGUCAGUCUUUCGGUUGAUUUGUGUACUUUAUCAUUGUUACCUAGGCACUCUAUCUCUAUAUAUAUCAUUUUUAAUUUUGUUUCGCUUGCCUAUUGAUUCGGUUCUCUAUUUUGUUUUGGUGUAUUUGUUUUGUACAAGUUUGCUCGUUUACUGUUUCUUCGUUUUGGAUAUUCCUGUUUUGUUGCUUCAAACUUUUUACCAAUUUAUUUAUUGUUGCAUAUAAUUUAAUUAUCAUGGCACUUCAGUUUUUCAACGCACUUGCAAAAAAAUGUCAUAGUAUGCUUACAGCUUUUUAUACCCUGUUUUUCUUAAUAUCAUACCGUUACUUGGAUGCAGCAACCAGGACCACGGUUAGAAACAGAACCAGAUGGAGCGUCUUACAUUAAGGAAUCGUGAUAGAAAGAAGCAUAUUUCCAUAAUUCGCUGUGUCACAGAAAGUUUACAAAAAAUUACUUAAGUAGCGGUCUCUCUCCGAUUGUAACUGCCACAGCUUGGAGCAAAAUGCUCUGGAUUUCAGCAUGAUCGAUCCAUGCUGAAUUUGUUAAAGGUGAUGAAAAAUUCCACCUCAAUAGGAAAACUCAACAGGGCCUUUCAUGGGCUGAAAAUAAAGCCCGUUGGAUUUUAUCAGGAUACUUCCGCCCGGCUGGGACCCUACACCGCAGUAGACUCACGCCGGAUACACAAACUCCAUGACUCCCAAGAAAACUCAUUUAUCAUUCAUUAAUGGUUCACAGCUUCUAGAAAUAUGAAAAAAGGUAGAUAAACUGACCGGUACGGAAACAUAAUGUAAGGCAGCUAACGAA
Molecule: messenger RNA, 2750 nt
Organism: Acanthaster planci (crown-of-thorns starfish)
Lineage: Eukaryota; Metazoa; Echinodermata; Asteroidea; Valvatida; Acanthasteridae
Source: RefSeq, a predicted model, not a curated record